Huiozyma naganishii CBS 8797 is the source of this 1149-nucleotide messenger RNA. It is a transcript of the gene SAM1, whose product is annotated as methionine adenosyltransferase SAM1. Gene Ontology annotation, biological process: S-adenosylmethionine biosynthetic process. NCBI's taxonomy places the organism in Eukaryota, Fungi, Ascomycota, Saccharomycetes, Saccharomycetales, Saccharomycetaceae. The record is from RefSeq and is a predicted model, not a curated record. The transcript has a single exon. The coding region runs from base 1 to 1149 and encodes 382 amino acids. Gene Ontology annotation, molecular function: methionine adenosyltransferase activity; ATP binding. Gene Ontology annotation, cellular component: cytosol.
AUGGCUGGUACUUUCCUCUUCACUUCUGAAUCCGUCGGUGAGGGUCACCCAGAUAAGAUCUGUGACCAAGUCUCCGAUGCCAUCCUGGACGCCUGUCUCGCUGAGGACCCAUACUCCAGAGUCGCCUGUGAGACCGCUGCCAAGACUGGUAUGAUCAUGGUCUUUGGUGAAAUCACCACCAAGGCGAACUUGGACUACCAGAAGAUUGUCAGAGAAACCGUGAAGAGCAUCGGUUACGACUCCUCAGAGAAGGGGUUCGACUACAAGACCUGUAAUGUUCUUGUCGCCAUCGAACAACAGUCCCCAGAUAUCGCCCAAGGUGUCCACGAGGAGAAAGCCAUUGAGGACAUCGGUGCCGGUGACCAAGGUAUCAUGUUCGGCUACGCCACGGACGAGACCCCAGAACUGCUUCCAUUGACCAUCCUGUUGGCCCACAAGCUGAACAUGGCCAUGGCGGACGCAAGAAGACACGGCACUCUCCCAUGGAUGAGACCAGACACCAAGACCCAAGUCACCGUCGAGUACAAGGAGGACCACGGCAGAUGGAUCCCAUUGAGAAUCGACACCGUCGUCGUCUCCGCACAGCACGCUGAAGAGGUCACCACGGAGGACCUGAGAGCCGCGAUCAAGUCUGAGAUCAUUGAGAAGGUUAUCCCAGUGGAACUGCUAGACGAAAACACAAAGUACUUCAUCCAACCCUCCGGGAGAUUCGUCAUCGGUGGGCCACAAGGUGACGCCGGUUUGACCGGGAGAAAGAUCAUCGUCGACGCCUACGGUGGUGCCUCCGCUGUCGGUGGUGGUGCCUUCUCCGGUAAGGACUACUCCAAGGUCGACCGUUCUGCUGCCUACGCCGCCAGAUGGGUUGCCAAAUCUUUGGUCGCCGCCGGUCUAUGUAAGAGAGUUGAGGUCCAGUUCUCCUACGCCAUCGGUAUUGCUGAGCCAUUGUCUCUACACGUCAACACCUACGGCACAGCCACCAAGUCUGACGACGAGAUCAUUGCCAUCAUCAAGAAGAACUUCGACUUGAGACCAGGUAUCCUGGUCAAGGAGUUGGACUUGGCCAGACCAAUCUACUUGCCAACCGCCUCCUACGGUCACUUCACCAACCAGACCUACCCAUGGGAACAACCAAAGAAGUUGAACUUCUAA